Molecule: messenger RNA, 459 nt
Organism: Symbiodinium natans
Lineage: Eukaryota; Dinophyceae; Suessiales; Symbiodiniaceae
Source: the annotation of a GenBank genome assembly
AUGCUUGUUGUUCGCACCAUCAGUUCUUGGCUCAUGGAGUUAGAUCUGUCCUUCCAGCUUGUCACAGGCCCCGCCGAGGGCGACACCGAGAGUUCGCUCAGAGAAAGCAAGAAAGCAGAAGAGUUUGUGUCCACAAGAUCCACAGAGUCCUCGGACUCAGAGAAGCUGGAAGAGGAGGUCGAGACCGGCUCCGAGGUGGAGGAGGCUGGCAUCUGUGACGCCGUCGAGAUCGACGGCUCCGAUCUCGAUGACCCGCAGGAGGUCCCCUCGGCAGCGACCGUCUCGUUCUCGAGCUUGCUCUACACGCACAAGAUGCAUGCCCUGGCAAGCAUGAACAAAAACCACUCCAGGGCUGCCUUCUAUCGCGACUACGUGCAGAAAGGCUUGAGAGCGCUGAGACCGGAGAUGCGAGUUGCUUCUGCGCCGGACCUCGGGGCCCUUGAACGACCUCCAGGAUGA